This is a messenger RNA of Medicago truncatula (barrel medic), 3749 nucleotides long. RefSeq names its product putative disease resistance protein RGA3. The record is from RefSeq and is a predicted model, not a curated record. The coding region runs from base 306 to 3521 and encodes 1071 amino acids. The transcript has a single exon. Lineage: Eukaryota; Viridiplantae; Streptophyta; Magnoliopsida; Fabales; Fabaceae. Gene Ontology annotation, molecular function: ADP binding.
AACUAACUUGAUAAGAACCUUCAAAGUUCAAAUGACUUAUUUAAUGCAGGCGUAGAGUUUUAUUUUCUAGCCUUUCCUUUUCAUCUGGUUGUUUCCACCAAAUUUCCAUAAAAGAAUAAACAAAAGGAAAACUCCAACAACUUCAAGCAAAAUUCCAAAGAUGAGGGUUUCCUUGUUGACUUUCACAAAUAGAUCAACGCAAAACUUUUCCUAUCAUAUACAGUCCUUACUUCUUGUUUGAUGCACAACCACGCUGCAUUUCUCACUGAUCAUACAAACCUGUAAUUUGUGCUUAACUAAGACAGAUGGCUGAAGCUGUGCUUGAAGUUGUGCUUAACAAUUUGAGCUCACUCAUUCAGAAAGAGAUUGGCCUAUUUCUUGGUUUCCAACAAGACUUUAAUAGUCUUUCAAGCUUGCUCUCAUCAAUCAAGGCUACUCUUGAAGAUGCUGAGGAGAAACAAUUCAGUAAUAGAGCUAUCAAGGAUUGGCUGCUUAAGCUUAAAGAUACUGCUUACGUUCUUGAUGACAUCUUGGACGAGUGUGCUACUCAAGUAUUGGAGCUGGAGCAUGGAGGAUUCCAGUGUGGACCAUCACACAAGGUACAAAGCUCUUGCUUAUCUUCUUUAAGUUCUAAGCAUGUCGCUUUCCGUUACAAAAUUGCUAAGAAAAUGAAGAAGAUAAGGGACAGAUUGAAUGAAAUAGCCGAAGAAAGGAGUAUGUUUCAUUUGACUGAGAUAGUCAAAGAGAAGAGAAGUGGAGUCCUUGACUGGCGCCAAACCACCUCAAUCAUUACUCAACCACGAAUCUAUGGAAGAGAUGAAGAGAAGAAUAAAAUUGUGGAAUUUUUGGUUGGUGAUGCUUCUGUUUUAGUAGAUUUACCAGUCUAUCCAAUUGUAGGUCUAGGUGGUUUGGGUAAAACAGCACUUGUCCAACUGAUCUUUAAUCAUGAAAGGGUAGUCAACCACUUUGAGCUAAGAAUUUGGGUAUGUGUUUCAGAAGAUUUUAGUUUGAAGAGAAUGACAAAAGCCAUCAUAGAAUCGGCUUCUGGCCAUGCUUGCGAGGACCUAGAUCUAGAGCCGUUGCAGAGAAAACUUUUAGAUUUGCUAAAAGGAAAAAGGUAUUUGCUAGUGCUGGAUGAUGUAUGGGAUGAUGAACAAGAGAACUGGCAGAGGUUAAAAUAUGUAUUGGCUUGUGGAGGCAAGGGUGCUUCAGUUUUGGUCACUACUCGUCUUCCAAAGGUUGCAGCAAUAAUGGGAACAGUGCCACCUCAUGAUUUAUCAUUGCUAUCUGACAAUGACUGUUUGGAUUUGUUGAAACAAAGAGCCUUUGGACCAAAUGAUGAAGAACGGGAAGAACUCGUGGUCAUAGGGAAAGAGAUAGUAAAGAAAUGUAGGGGAGUACCUCUUGCCGCAAUGGCAUUAGGAAGUCUCUUGCGUUUCAAAAGAGAGGAAAUAGAGUGGCUCAAUGUCAAGGAAAGCAAGCUAUGGGAUUUACAAGGUGAGAACUGCGUCAUGCCUGCCUUAAGGUUAAGUUACUUGAAUUUACCAGUUAAAUUGAGACAAUGUUUUUCCUUCUGUGCACUAUUUCCCAAAGAUGAAAUAAUAAACAAGAAGUUUUUGAUUGACCUUUGGAUGGCAAAUGGUUUUCUUUCAUCCAAUGCUAUGUUACAAACAGAAGAUAUUGGCAAUGAGGUGUGGAAUGAGUUAUAUUGGAGAUCAUUUUUUCAAGAUAUUGAGCAUGAUGGAUUUGGAAAAAUUCAAAAAUUCAAAAUGCACGACCUUGUACAUGAUCUUGCUCAAUCCAUUACAGAAGAGGUUAAUUGUUGCAUUACAGAGCCAAGUCCAUCUAACAGAAUCCGCCACCUCUCAAUUUAUGGUAGGAAAUCAAGGGUAGUCGGUUCAAUACAGUUGCAAGGGAUCAAAUCAUUGAGGACCUUUUUAACACCUACAUCCCAUUGCUCACCACCUCAGGUACUAAAAUGUUAUUCUUUACGAGUACUUGACUUUCAACUACUUAAAGAGUUGUCAUCUUCAAUUUUUCGUUUAAAACAUCUAAGAUACUUGAAUCUUUCUUGGGGUAAAUUUGAGAGUCUUCCGAAAUCCUUAUGUAAGUUAUUGAAUUUAGUGAUUUUAAAGUUAGACUAUUGUCAAAUCCUCAAAAGGUUGCCUGGUGGUUUGGUACAAUUGAAGGCUCUUCAACAUCUAUCUUUGAACAACUGCUACUCACUAUUAAGCUUGCCUCGGCAUAUAAGGAUGUUGGAUUCCUUAAAUACUUUAACUCUAUUUGUUGUUGGCAAGAAAAGAGGGUUUCUUUUGGAGGAACUAGGACAAAUGAACCUUAAAGGAGAUCUUUACAUUAAGCACUUGGAGAGAGUUAAAAGUGUGAUGAAUGCCAAAGAAGCAAAUAUGUCGAGCAAGCACGUGAACAACUUGAAAUUGUCAUGGGGGAGAAAUGAAGACUCCCAAUUACAAGAAAAUGUUGAGAAGAUUCUUGAAGAGCUUCAACCUCAUUCCCAACAACUUCAAAGUCUGGGAGUGGGAGGAUAUACAGGUGCCUAUUUUCCACAAUGGAUGUCUAGUCCUUCUCUAAAAUAUUUAACUCAGUUAGAACUCGUGGAUUGCAAUAACUGUUUACACCUUCCACUCUUGGGGAAACUUUCUUCUCUUAAUAGUCUAACAGUGUGUAACAUGAGUCAUUUAAAAUACCUAUAUGAGGAGUCAUACAUUGGUGGAGUUGCAGGAGGUUACACAACAGUAAAAAUUUUGAUAUUAGAGAAGUUGCCAGACCUGGUAAGGUUAUCAAGGGAGGAUAGAGAUAACAUAUUUCCGUGCCUUUCAACACUUCAAAUUACUGAAUGUCCUAUACUGUUGGGCUUGCCGUCCCUUCCAUCUCUCAGUGAUUUGCGUGUAAUAGGGAAAUGCAACCAACAUUUACUUAGUUCAAUUCACAAACAGCAUAGUCUUGAAACCCUUUGUUUCAAUGAUAAUAAUGAAGAGCUAACUUGCUUUUCAGAUGGGAUGCUAAGAGACCUAACUUCUCUUAAGAGAUUGAAUAUUAGGAGGUGCCAAAUGUUCAACUUAUCAGAAAGUUUUCAAUACCUCACUUGUCUUGAAAAAUUAGUGAUUACAAGUUCCUCCAAAAUUGAAGGUUUGCAUGAGGCUUUACAACAUAUGACUUCCCUUAAUUCUUUGCAAUUGAUAAAUCUUCCAAAUCUGGCAUCCUUACCUGACUGGUUAGGAAACCUAGGUUUGCUUCAAGAAUUAGACAUUCUGCAUUGUCCAAAGCUUACAUGUCUUCCGAUGAGCAUUCAAUGCCUUACUAGUCUGAAAAAUUUGAGAAUUUGCAGUUGCAGCGAGUUAGGGAAACAAUGUAAAGAGAACACAGGUGAGGAUUGGCAAAAAAUUGCUCACAUUCAAUGCAUUAAAGUACAGAACUGUAGAACGCCCUUUGGAGGAGGAAGAGGAGGCGAAGACGGAGGAGGAUAUUAUGUAUCUUCGCUAUUUUGUUUUCAACACCAGUGAAAGAAUAUAGAUUAUAGCUGAGAUUUAGUUAUGUUCUUGUAUUUCUACUUUAAGCAUGUGUAAGUUAAUUCUAUUUAUUUAUUUUAAACUUUUGGUUUUAUCUGUUUAUAAUGUAUUUUGUCAUUCCCCUCAUUGUAACAUAUAUUCAUUGUAAAAGCAUCACCCAAGUUCCUAUUAUGUUUCCUCUUCGACAAAGUUUGUAUAAAAGCAACAAGAUACAUCCAAAUA